AUGCCUGCUUCUUCUCAACAGAGGGUUACGGUUUUCUUCUUCCAAGAGUUGACGGAUAGCUCGCAGCUGCGGAUCUUUGAAGACUUCCGCAAUGCAAUUCAAAAGAACUGGGGUCAUCUUUUCUCAGAAGACGGGCAGUGGUGGGGGCGAGAAGUUGGGAAGCAUGAACGCGUGUGGGAGAUUGUCUUUUGGAAGGACGAGCACUGCUGGGAUGCUGUCCUUGCCGACCCGUCGUUUGCCGAGUUCGAAAAGACGUUCUUCAAAGAAGUUGCCCUACCAGACUGUACAGUCAACAACGUUCCGGUAUACAGCCCUGCGAAACCCUUUCCAGAGAUUCUCGGGGCAGGAGUGAACUUUGCCGCCUACUGUCGACUUGAGCCCGAUCAGAUCGCGGAAUGGAUUGACAUCACCGAACGGCUUCUGGAUCAACUGGAUUAUCCUGGCUGGCACGGAGGCGCCUAUCUGUCUCCCGUUGAGACUGGGGGUGAAGCGCUCUCUUUCGGUGCUUGGGAUAGCGUGAUGGCUAGCCAGCAGCUGUUUGCUGAUGGACGUUAUCCCGAGCUGAUGGAUGCCACGAACGAGAUCUUCGAUAAAGCAACACGCACAUUCAACUCUCAUGUGAAAUUCCAGAAGCAUGUCUCAUCCUGA
Molecule: messenger RNA, 648 nt
Organism: Peniophora sp. CBMAI 1063
Lineage: Eukaryota; Fungi; Basidiomycota; Agaricomycetes; Russulales; Peniophoraceae
Source: the annotation of a GenBank genome assembly